AUGGAUACUAAUGGUUCAGUCAGUCUUCAGACGUGUUUCCAUCUCGACGAUCCCACUUUUCACCAAGCCUCGCAACGUUUUACCAUGAACUUGAUAACAGCCACUGUCAAUAUUAUCACCGCUCUAGUUGCUGUUGUCGUCAAUGCUUUAGUUGCCAUUGCAGUCUUUGGCUACUCCCCACUACGUACUCCUUCAAAUCUACUGAUUGGCUGUUUGGCCCUGUCUGUUCUUGUUGCUUUAACUUGCCAGCCUGAAUAUAUCACUUACAGGCUCAUGGAAAAAAAACAUCGAGUGGUUCCCUGUUUCGUUAGAAUCACUUACAGCACAGCCUUCUACGUUUGCUUGGGAGUUUCUUCCAUGACCUUAACCGCCGUGUGUUAUGAAAGAUAAGUGGCGGUCUUUUUACCUGUAAGGCACAACUCUUAUUUUUAAUCAAGGCAAAGUGCAAAUUAUAUCUCAUUGAUGUGGUUCCUGAACAGUCUACUUGCGGGCUUAGAAUGGGCAAAUAUAAAACCAGUGGCAAAAGGUGUCCGUCUCUUUGUCUGGCUGAUUUGUCUUCUCGUUUCUGUAGCCACGCAAAUUGGUAUUCUUGCAACCAUGCGGCGGCAUCAUAAACGAGUUCAAGUUCACCUUCGAGAAACCAGAAUUGUGUAG
Molecule: messenger RNA, 654 nt
Organism: Porites evermanni
Lineage: Eukaryota; Metazoa; Cnidaria; Anthozoa; Scleractinia; Poritidae
Source: the annotation of a GenBank genome assembly